Molecule: messenger RNA, 238 nt
Organism: Anisakis simplex (herring worm)
Lineage: Eukaryota; Metazoa; Nematoda; Chromadorea; Rhabditida; Anisakidae
Source: the annotation of a GenBank genome assembly
GAAUCCGUCGUUUGGCGGCGUCGCCAUUUUGGACUUCGAAUCGUGGCGCCCCCUUUGGCGCCUGAAUUGGGGCUCGAAGAGGAUCUACAAAUCCGAAUCCGUCAAAUGGGUCAAACAACGCUAUCCACACAUCAGCACGAAAUCAGCACGCCGUAUGGCCACCCAACAAUUCAAUAAAGCCGCUUUGUACAGUGUUUUUCUGUUGAAUGUGGCGAUUUUUCAGAAUUUUUUUUUUUGA